GGGCCGCUGGACCAGGGGCGCGAGAGCGGGCGCACGCGCAGAAGCGUUCGCCUCGUGCAAGCCCCUCUACCCCGCCGAACUUCCUUCGGGUGUAGCGGGUUGUAUCGCGUGAGGGCCGCAGCCAAUGAGGAGGCGGAAGUGACGGCCUGCUCGCCGCUACCGGCAUCCUCUGUGAGGGUGAGGCCGGAGUGGACUUCUCUUCUGGAGCGGCUGGUCCCUCGCUUCUCAGGUACCGCCGAGAACUCAGGUGGGACAGAGAUUUUCUCCCCAGCACUAAGGCUGAACUGCACCAUUUAGAAUGGAAGCUAAUGCAUCUGUUGACAUGUUUUCAAAAGUCCUGGAGAAUCAAUUGCUUCAGACUACCAAACUAGUGGAAGAACAUUUGGAUACUGAAAUUCAGAAACUGGAUCAGAUGGACGAGGAUGAAUUGGAACACCUCAAAGAAAGGAGACUUGAGGCACUCAGGAAAGCUCAACAACAGAAACAAGAAUGGCUUUCAAAAGGGCAUGGGGAAUACAGAGAAAUUCCUAGUGAGAGAGACUUUUUUCAAGAAGUGAAGGAGAGUAAAAAAGUGGUUUGCCAUUUCUACAGAGACUCCACAUUCAGGUGUAAAAUUCUAGACAGACACUUGGUGAUACUGUCCAAGAAACAUCUUGAGACCAAAUUUUUGAAGCUGAAUGUGGAAAAAGCACCUUUCCUUUGUGAGAGACUGCGUAUCAAAGUCAUUCCCACACUAGCACUGGUAAAAGAUGGAAAAACACAAGAUUAUGUUGUUGGAUUUAGUGACCUAGGAAAUACAGAUGACUUCACCACAGAAACUUUAGAAUGGAGGCUUGGUUGUUCUGAUAUUCUUAAUUACAGUGGAAAUUUAAUGGAGCCACCAUUUCAGAGCCAGAAGAAAUUUGGAACAAACUUCACAAAGCUGGAAAAGAAAACUAUCCGAGGAAAGAAAUACGAUUCAGAUUCUGAUGAUGAUUAGAGAUCAGUUAUUAUUCUCUGUAAAUUGUCUUUUUAUUUCUGGCUACUUCAGAAUUAAAUGUGUUGUCUGAAUUCUGUUGAUUUUGAUACAUUAGUCAUUUAAUGGUCAUAUUCUAGAGUUUUGUACAGUUGCCUCACAUUGGAAAACAUCUUUAAUUUUUUCUGUGUGGAGCUAAUGUUUAAGUUGAGGAAAACUUGUAAGUUGUUAAAUUAUAUGGAAAGGGUGUGUAUUCUUCAUUUUUGAGACUGAUUUUAUCACAGUAUGAGCCUUACAUAUUUAUACCAUUCACAGUUGUGUUUUUUUUAAUCUACUGGAUUGGAAAUAGAAACUCAGUGAACUAUUCCAGGACUAAUUCUUAUGCAGCAUUACUUACUUUAUACAACAGGUCAAGUAACAUUUACUGGUGUAAAAGACUGCACUUGUAAUGAAUUACACUCUUUACUUCUGGAAUAUAUUUAAGUAACUAUUAAAGGAUUGCUUGUUUAUUCUGUA
Molecule: messenger RNA, 1471 nt
Organism: Manis javanica (Malayan pangolin)
Lineage: Eukaryota; Metazoa; Chordata; Mammalia; Pholidota; Manidae
Gene: TXNDC9
Product: thioredoxin domain containing 9
Source: RefSeq, a predicted model, not a curated record